AUGAACGGUGACACGGGGAUGAGGGACAUCAAGAACCAUCUUCUGUUUGAGGUUGCAACUGAGGUCGCUAAUCGAAUCGGCGGGAUCUAUUCAGUCCUCAAGUCCAAAGCUCCAGUCACGACAGCGGAAUAUGGCGAAAGGUAUACGCUCAUCGGGCCUCUUAACAAGAAUUCGGCUGCUGUCGAAGUCGAAGCCCUCGAACCACCCGCUGGUCCUCUUCGAGACACCAUCUCAUCCAUGGAAGAACGUGGUAUCGAGCUCAUGUACGGUCGAUGGCUGAUUGAAGGUGCCCCAAGAGUCCUCCUGGUCAAUACUGGCACGGGUUACCGCUGGCUUGAUGAGUGGAAAGGUGAUCUAUGGGCUACAGCUGGAAUUCCGUCGCCUGCCGGAGAUCACGAGACGAAUGAAGCGAUUGUGUUUGGAUACCUAGUGGCAUGGUUUUUGGGUGAAUUCAUUUCUCGUGAAACGAAUCGAGCGGUCAUUGCCCAUUUCCACGAAUGGCUCUCCGGGGUUGCUCUCCCUUUGACCAAGAAGCGACAGAUCGACCUGACCACGAUCUUCACGACGCAUGCGACCCUUCUAGGUCGCUACCUAUGUGCCGGCUCCGUCGACUUCUACAACAACCUACAAUACUUUGACGUGGAUGCAGAAGCCGGAAAACGAGGAAUCUACCACCGAUACUGUAUUGAGAGAGCGUCGGCCCAUUCUGCCGAUGUUUUCACCACGGUGUCUCACAUUACUGCUUUCGAAAGCGAACAUCUCCUGAAACGGAAGCCCGACGGUGUCUUACCCAACGGUCUGAACGUCAAAAAGUUUUCGGCGGUUCACGAAUUCCAAAAUCUCCAUUCCGUGCAGAAGGAAAAGAUCCAUGAAUUUGUACGGGGACAUUUCUACGGUCAUUUGGACUUUGAUUUGGACAACACGCUGUACUAUUUCACCGCGGGAAGAUACGAAUACCGAAAUAAGGGUGUGGACAUGUUCAUUGAAUCGUUGGCCCGGUUAAAUCACCGACUGAAAGUAUCGGGAACCAAGACGACCAUUGUCGCGUUCAUGAUCAUGCCGGCCCAAACGACUUCCCUUUCCGUGGACUCUCUCAAAGGCCAUGCCGUGACCAAAGCGUUGGCCGAUACCGUGUCCAACAUCGAACGAGGCAUUGGUCGAAGAUUAUUCGAAAGAUCUGUUCACUGGAAAGAAGGCGACCCGAUGCCAGAUGAAAAGGAGCUUAUCACACCUGCCGAUCGAGUCAUGCUCCGACGUCGACUCUUCGCCAUGAAACGGCAUCAUCUACCACCUAUCGUCACGCACAACAUGGUGAAUGACCCCGAGGAUCCGGUUCUCAACCAAUUGCGUCGAGUUCAACUGUUCAAUCAUUCCUCCGAUCGGGUCAAGGUCAUCUUCCACCCGGAAUUCUUGAACUCGGCCAAUCCGGUCCUGUCUUUGGAUUAUGAUGAUUUCGUUAGAGGCACUCACCUCGGGGUCUUCGCGUCUUAUUACGAACCCUGGGGCUACACUCCAGCCGAAUGCACCGUCAUGGGUGUCCCAUCCAUCACCACCAAUCUGUCCGGGUUCGGCUGCUAUAUGGAAGAACUCAUUGAGAACUCUUCGGACUACGGGAUCUACAUUGUGGAUCGACGGACCAAAGGUGUGGAUGAUUCGGUUAACCAAUUGACGGACUACAUGUUUGAAUUCGCCAACAAGAGUCGGCGACAACGCAUUAACCAACGUAAUCGCACAGAACGUCUCAGUGAUCUUCUGGACUGGAAGCGAAUGGGAAUGGAGUAUGUCAAAGCUCGACAACUUGCGCUGAGACGAGCGUAUCCAGCGUCAUUUACGGAUGCGGACGAAUUCGACGAUAUCAUUGGAGGUACGGAGGUGAAGAUCUCCAGGCCGCUAUCCGUUCCUGGGUCCCCCCGAGAUCGAUCUGGUAUGAUGACGCCGGGCGAUUUUGCUUCAUUGCAAGAGGGUAAGGAGGGUCUCAGCACGGAGGACUACAUUGCCUGGAGACUUCCGGAGGAAGAAGAGCCAGACGACUAUCCGUUCCCCCUCACUCUGAAGAUGAAGAAGAGCUCCGGUCCCCACUCCCCAGUACCGCUUGUUGGAGGAGUUAACGGUUCGUGA
Molecule: messenger RNA, 2118 nt
Organism: Rhinocladiella mackenziei CBS 650.93
Lineage: Eukaryota; Fungi; Ascomycota; Eurotiomycetes; Chaetothyriales; Herpotrichiellaceae
Product: glycogen [starch] synthase
Exons: 5
Coding region: 1-2118 (705 amino acids)
Biological process (GO): glycogen biosynthetic process
Cellular component (GO): cytoplasm
Molecular function (GO): alpha-1,4-glucan glucosyltransferase (UDP-glucose donor) activity
Source: RefSeq, a predicted model, not a curated record